AUGUCAAAUAAUAUAAAUCCCUAGAGUAAUAAAAAUAAUGUUAGCAAGUAAGGAUAAGUGGAUUCUACUUCUAAAACUUAAAUUCUUUAGCAAAUUAAGUAGACUUAAAUAAAAGAAACUUAAUAGUAGAAUCUUCCUAAUAAAGGUAUAUAGUAGAUUAAGCCUAACUUAUAGGAAAGCCUAAAAAAUUAGAAAGGUUAAAAGCAAAUAAAUGAAAUGCAAGCAAAGCAGAAAAUACCAAAGAACGAAGAUAAAAAAGAGAAUCUCAAGUUAAAAUAGGAUUAAUAUUUAGAGAAUUUAUUAUAGUAGAUAGAGGAUCAUAAAUCUAUUCAACUAUCCGAAAAAAAAGUAGAUAAGAAGACUAAUAAGAUUUAUACUCUGUUAUAGUAUGGAAGAAUAAACUUAAUUGGGCAGAACCAUAGGAAAUUAAAUAUUGUUGAAGAUGAUAUUAUUGAAAAGAAGAUAAUGGAUGCAUAUAAAUUAAAAGAAUAGCUUAGAAAUUAGUUAAGUCAUAUAGACUAAAGGCUCGAGAACCUCUCAACUUAAAGAAUCGAUAAUCCAAAAAGUAUAUAUAGUCAUCCAGUUUUGAAAUAAUAUCUUGAAACGGAUGAAGAAAGGAAGUAGUAGUAAGCUUCACGUUUUGUCAAAAAAAUAAAAUCGUAAUAGGCUCAUUUUGCUGAGUAAUUAAAGUAGAAAGUCGAAGAGUUGGACUAUAAAAAAAAACUAGAAGAAGCCUAAGUGCAGAGGUAGAUUAUUUAAUAAAAGUAAAAUAGCGAAAAAGAAAGAGAAGAACGUCUGAAACGAUAGAUUAAGCUAAUUAAGGAGAGGAAAGAUUUAAGAAUUAAAUAACUGAAUGAGUUCGAAGAAUUAUAUAAAAAAAAAAUAAAAAAAGAUUAAUCUAAAAGACCUUUAUACAUCAGGUUAAUUAAAAAGUUUAAUAUGAAAGAAUAAUUCUUUAAAGAAAUAACGCUGAAAGAAAAAUAGGAAAAGAGAAAGCAAUACCUUUAGUUGGCUAAAAUAGACUUUAAACAACAUGAAAAAAAUUAUUUUGAAAAUCUUCAGAAAUUAGAAUAAAUCAAAAAAGAAAAUCGCGAAAAGCAACUUUAAUUAUUGUAGUAAAAGUAACCUGAGCCAAACUUAAUUUAUGAUUCUUCUAAGCUACUUAAAAAUGAAAUAGUCGACAAUUAGUUUCAUAAAAAAUUAGAAACUGAGAGUAUUUAAAGAGAAAAUGCUUUAAAAAUUGUAGAAGCUAGAAAUAAGUUUAGCAAUGCCUUGAAACAGCACCAACAAGUUAGUCCUUCUAAACAAAAGUAGCUAGAGAUGGAGAUAAUAAUUGAUAAAUCUGCAAACCCUCAUAAAUAUAUAACUCAAGUAAAAAAAAAGAAUGAAAAUGAUAGAUACUAAGAAUAUUUAGAAAGAGGUAAACUUGUGAGAAAAAAAUCUGCUGAUUUCUCAGUUCGUAAAUCUACAUCUACCAUGUCUCUUCUAAAUGCAAGAUCAUUUUAAACACCUCAAAUGGCUUCAAAAAAUGCUUUAGUUUCAUAGGACGAUGAAAUGAUAUUUAAAUAGCAAUAAAAGGUUGGAUUUGUAAAAUAAGAGCCAGGUAAAGAAAGAGAACUAGGAAAUCUUUAUUUAAAAUCAAUUAGAGAAUCUAGCAGAAAGUAUUAAGAGUAUCUAAACCAAAGAAAGUAGCUAACAGAAAGUAGUGCUAAUGAAAAGUUAAUGAUUGAUAUUGUUAACGAUUCCUAUCAAAAAGAAAUAAAAGGACCAUUUUCUCCUAUAAAUACAAGCUCAUCUCAUUAGUAUACUCUUAAAUCUACCUAAAAUUCCAAGCUACCAAUUAUUAGUAAUAAAUAAUUAAAGAAUAAAGAGUUAGGUAGCAGUUUUAGUUAGUAAAAUAUAAAUUCUUAAAGUGAGAAUAUAGCUAGAGGUUAAAGCUCUGAUAAAUAUUCUAACAUAAAUCAAGACACAAAAUCAAAUUCAGAAUAAAAUGAGAAAAAAAUAUUUAAAAAAUACAACUAUAUGAAUGAAAUUAGAGAAAAAUAUAAUUUAGAUUAAAGAAAGGAAAAAUGGGAAUAAAUUAUGGAAUCUAAAAAAUCUGUUCCUAUCCUUGAGAAAAAAAAGCUAUUAGAAGAGGCAUAUUAUAAAUAUGAUAAAGAGAUCAUGCUUAAGGAGUAGGUUGUUCGUUCUCAUCGUCCAUAAGAAUUAUCAUUAAAAGAAGUAGAAGAUCGCUAAAUUCUUGAUGAUGCAUAUCUUAAAUCUAUUAAAGCCAAGAUAGAAAUGAUGAAAUUAACUAUAGAUAAUGAUGAUUUUGUUAAAAAAGAAUAACCAAAAGUAAGAUAAAUUUUCUAAAACCAAGAGUAGUAUUAUAAUUAAUAUUGA
Molecule: messenger RNA, 2382 nt
Organism: Tetrahymena thermophila SB210
Lineage: Eukaryota; Ciliophora; Oligohymenophorea; Hymenostomatida; Tetrahymenidae
Exons: 6
Source: RefSeq, a predicted model, not a curated record